AUGUCUGACCCGCUCCUCUUCGAAGACACUUUCACGAUCACCGCGAUCAACUCGCAAAAAUACGACCGCGUCUCUCGCUUGACUUGCACCUCGUCUGACUCCUUCACAACUUUCACGCUCGAUGUUAACACCGAGCUGUACCCCUGCGCUGUCGGAGAGUCGCUCUCUAUGGCGCUAGCAUCGACACUGUCGCUUGACGGAAAGGAGGAUAGCAAGGCCUCUUGGAGAGAGGUUGGUAUGGGCGAGCAGACGCUGGCGAAUGAUUAUGAUUAUGUUUGCCAUGGAAAGGCUUAUCGAUUUGAGGAGGGGAGUUCCCAGGGCAAUAUGGCCGUUUUUAUCUCCUUUGGUGGACUCCUACUUUAUCUUGAGGGACCUUACAAGAAGCUUGCUCCUCUCAGAGUUGACUAUGUGUAUCUGCUUUUGAAGAAAUGA
This is a messenger RNA of Aspergillus ruber CBS 135680, 432 nucleotides long. Its product is annotated as DNA-directed RNA polymerase core subunit RPB8. The transcript is spliced from 2 exons. Gene Ontology annotation, molecular function: DNA-directed RNA polymerase activity. Gene Ontology annotation, biological process: DNA-templated transcription. Gene Ontology annotation, cellular component: RNA polymerase II, core complex; RNA polymerase III complex; RNA polymerase I complex. The record is from RefSeq and is a predicted model, not a curated record. Lineage: Eukaryota; Fungi; Ascomycota; Eurotiomycetes; Eurotiales; Aspergillaceae. Bases 1 to 432 code for a protein of 143 amino acids.